Babjeviella inositovora NRRL Y-12698 is the source of this 872-nucleotide messenger RNA. RefSeq names its product class I SAM-dependent methyltransferase. Gene Ontology annotation, molecular function: S-adenosylmethionine-dependent methyltransferase activity. The transcript has a single exon. Lineage: Eukaryota; Fungi; Ascomycota; Pichiomycetes; Serinales. The record is from RefSeq and is a predicted model, not a curated record. Bases 48 to 809 code for a protein of 253 amino acids.
ACAACUUUGCGCGUCCGCGAUAUCCUGACGGGUUUUACAGCGUCUUGAUGGACUAUCAUGGAGCCAACCCCCACAAGAUCGCCAUGGAUGUGGGAACCGGCAGUGGGUUCGUAGCAUUCAAGCUUCUUGAAUACUUUGACAAAGUGGUGGGGACUGACUUGUCGGAAACCAUGGCCGGCGAAGCGCAAAAGAACGCUGUGCCCUCCCAGAACAUUGAGUUUCUAGUGGCUCCGGCCGAAGAGUCACCCAAUGUCAUUGCUCCAAAUUCCUUGGACUUGGUUACCGCAGCGGAGUGCGUCCACUGGAUGGACCAUCCAAAGUUUUUCGCGGAAACCCAUCGUGUCUUGGCCAAGGGUGGCACCCUAGCCUUUUGGUUCUACAAGGACCCAAUCUUCGUUGGCUAUCCAAAGGCCAAUGAGAUUUACAACAAGUACUGCUACAACGACGAGAGAUACAUGGGUCCAAAGUGGCAGCAACCGGGCAGAAACUUCUUGAGAACCUUGAUGGCGGAGGUGCCGGUUCCGGAGGAAUUGUUUGAAAACAUCGUGAGAAACGAGUACGAUCCGGAAAAAGAUGAAAAGACCAAGACGGAGUUGAUCAUCUCCAAGAGAGUUAACAUGGCUGGUUUGAAAGAUUACGUCAGCUCAUGGAGUGCGUACCAUUCCUGGAAGAUUGCUUCGGAAAAUGCGGGCAAGGAGGAUGUAGCUGACUUGUUCAUCCGGGAGUUGAAGGAGGCCAUGGGCUGGGACGACACGUUUGAGUUUGAGAUUUCCUUCAGCACCGCUUACACCUUUGCCACAAAGAAGUAGCACUGCCUCUGCCAAAUCUUAGGAUUUGUUUUAUACAUUGAAUAUUUAUUAGCCAAGGGUUAU